Messenger RNA from Seminavis robusta, 757 nucleotides. Lineage: Eukaryota; Bacillariophyta; Bacillariophyceae; Naviculales; Naviculaceae. The record is from the annotation of a GenBank genome assembly.
CCGGUACGUGUGUUCUACAGCUGUUCUGCUGGGUGUAUUGAGAACCCUGAUCAGCAUAAUAUAUUUACCCUUGAACCACUCUAGCUAGCUACGGUACAUGUAGCCAGCUACCGGUAUGACAUACCGGUAGCGAAGUGAGCCGAACAACCAAAAACCAAAUCCAAAACCAAACCUCUCCCAAAUUCCACAAUUCGAGCUCCGCAAUCUCAAGAAGCAACUUCUCAAGAAGCGACUUCUAAAAACUGACCCACGCCCAACCCAAGCAAACAACCAUCUAUCAAUCAAAAUGCAACUUGGACUUCGCAGCAGUGGCCGGAAGAGUUCCAUGAGAUCUUCUACCGGUAGCGGUCCCACCAUGGACGAUAGUUCCAAGACAGGCUCGUCCUCUAAUAACGGUACCAGUACUUCCCGCAAGAGCCGCAGUGAGUUUUUGGCUCAGAGCAUGAAGGAAAUGGAUCCCCAAAAGAUGAUUGAAUUGUUGGAAAUGUAUGGCCAAUCGUCAGAAGGUGACAAUCAUGGCUUUGACUGCUUGCAGAGCAUCAAAAACUCCUCUCAAACCUCCAUGUCCUCAUUGCCAGAAGUGGCUCCCCCCAAAAAACACAAAAAGAGCAAGAAAUCUUCCAAUUUUUCAAAGGCUGCAUAAUAAGGGUAUACCGUAUGCUGGACCUCUCCUUGCUUCUAGACCCAGCCUUGCUCCAAUUUAGAUACUCUUCCUGCAUGCAACCGUAACACUAACUAGGAACUCUAUUCAUCACUG